Cucurbitaria berberidis CBS 394.84 is the source of this 2240-nucleotide messenger RNA. RefSeq lists its product as uncharacterized. The transcript has 3 exons. The coding region runs from base 101 to 2077 and encodes 658 amino acids. The record is from RefSeq and is a predicted model, not a curated record. Lineage: Eukaryota; Fungi; Ascomycota; Dothideomycetes; Pleosporales; Cucurbitariaceae.
GACCGUUGCUUCAGCCCCAGGGAGGAUUAUGUGGCUUGGUUCUACCUUGGCGUCGAACCACGUUAAGCGAAGUUGAUACGAGCAUAUUGAACCGCAAAGCAUGGCACCGUCUGACACCAAUCAAGCCUUCCUCACAAAAGAAACGCCGACAAGAGAUGAAAAUCACAGCCAUGGACCAACUAAUAGAUUUCUGCAUCGGUGGAGGUCAUCAUGGCAAGCGCCAACCACGAUGGUAGGCCUACUUUGCCUAGGUGGCGCUCUAGCUCUCGGCCAUCAUUUUUUCUACCGAUCACUCCAGGGCACAAGAACACCAGACAAUUAUUCUCAGCAGCUCAACACUGCCUACGGCACUGCGUUCGCCUUCCUUGCAAAGGCCUCGCUGAUCGGCGCUAUCAGCUCAGCAUAUACUCAACAUAUGUGGUUCGAUUUUCGCACAAAAUUCACGAAGAUAUCGACCAUCGAUUCCAAAUUCACAGCGCUAUCCAAUAUCUUCUCGUUGCUAGAUCCCCAGUUCCUGUGGAAGUCCAAAAUUGGUGUUAUUUUGGCAUUGUUCUCCUGGUUACUGCCACUUGCGGCCAUAGUUACGCCCGCCACUCUUUCCGUCCGCACGACACAAUCUUCAAACAUUACCAUGUUGCCCGUUCCGAAAGCCGAUUUUGCGUCCUUUCCAGUACCUGUUGCCGGGAAUGCUCUGAACCCGUCAUUAGACCGACUUUCAAGGUUGGUGAGUUCUGGCAUGCAGAUCCCACCCGUCAGCGCUUUCAUUCCUGACGCAACGUACUCCUUGGAGUUUCUGGGCCCGUCUCUUCGAUGCAGCACCGCUGCUAACAAUGUCCUCAAGAACAUUGACACCGUGUUCGACACGAUCGGUAAUAAGACUGGAUCACAACCAAAUGCUGUGUACAUGGCUUUCAGUCCAUUUACGCCCGUCACUUACAGCGGCCGUGCCUGGCCGAUAGACGACCCCGGACAGGUUUCCGAAAAUUCAAAGGAUUGGAAAACCUUCGUUUCCUUAUGUCUUACAGGUUCGAGCACCGUCUGCUCAUUCAUCCAGCCGGCCAUCUAUGGAAGACCGGAUAACUCGACCGUAGGUCAGGGCAAGACAAUCGACACUGCAAAUGCUCUCUGGCUUCGUCUCGGCGACGAACGCCUUGCAUGCUCAAUCCAACGGACUCAGUUCAAUGUCCAAUUCGAUUCUCGUAACCCUUUCUCUGCAUUGAAGAGCUACAGUUAUGCACAUCAAGGCACUUUCGAUGCAACAUCCAACGAAACUCGCGGCUAUGUCGUCGCAACUCAACCCCUACUAAACAUCCUCUCGGGUGCAACCUGGUUUAUUCCCCGCUUCUGCAGCCUUUCCCAGGCGCAAAUGACUAAGUGCACAUCGGAUAUUUCAUACAGAACAUCGCGAACCGCCAUCCAUGAAACAGCGCUUACAGCAUUUGUUUCUUCAAAAGCCAAUGAAACCUAUCAGGAAAUAUUGAAUAUAGGACUGAAGGAAAGCGGCGGCGUCAACUCGGUCAUGGGAAGUAGCAGCCCGCCGCCGGAAGUCGACAUGCUAGACCUAAAGCUUUCCCGCAAUCUUACAAUCGGUGCCAUCAUCGAAGAAAUGAGCAGGAACAUGACGUUAAGUUACUUCACAGACGCGAGAUACUUGUCAUUCAACAGCACUACCGUCUCAGUGACUACGACUAAAUCUUUCAACGUCUAUGUGUAUAACGUCCGUAACCUCGUUCUUGCCUACGCCAUCGCGGUUGGCGCAUCGCUCCUCGCAGUCCUCGCGGGGAUGUAUGUUUAUAUUUUGAACGGCCGCAUCAACACCACGUCGACAUUCUCGACUAUUUUGUGUGCGACAGUUCAAAAUCGGAGAUUGAUUGACAUUGUGGAGCGGGCCGCGCCUUUGUAUGCGUUUGGAAAAAAGGCUAAUUCAUUACUCGCUGCACCAGAGAUGUUGGAGGCAAGGUUGAAAUAUGGCAGGUUAAUAGAGCAGCAUGGCGGAGGUGGGCAAAGAAGGGAAUAUGAGGAGGCUGGUGGAUUUAGAGGUGCGGAGGCUUUUGGGGCGCCAGACCAGGUAUUGUGAUCAUCUAUAGAAACCACGAAAAGAUGGAUUAGAGAUUCAGUUAAAUCGAUCCUGGCUUUUUUGUCUAUGUAACAUUAUAUUACACUCUUUCUAGGGGGCCCAAGGUAUGCAUUAGAGAGGGAGAGAGAGAGAGAAAAGAAAAGGUUAUAAGUUUAGGGGGCUC